This is a messenger RNA of Panonychus citri (citrus red mite), 1762 nucleotides long. Its product is annotated as polyadenylate-binding protein-interacting protein 1-like. Lineage: Eukaryota; Metazoa; Arthropoda; Arachnida; Trombidiformes; Tetranychidae. The record is from RefSeq and is a predicted model, not a curated record. Gene Ontology annotation, molecular function: translation activator activity; protein binding; RNA binding. Gene Ontology annotation, biological process: regulation of translational initiation. Bases 131 to 1303 code for a protein of 390 amino acids. The transcript has 6 exons.
AAACUGAGUUUCAAUUUAGUUCUUAUUUCAUUUUCUCUGCUUGUUUGUUGAUUUUAUUUUCUCUUUUUGUUCAUGAUUAUUAUUCAAUUAAUUAUCUCUCUCAAGUAACAGUAAAUUCUAAUUUAAUAUCAUGUCCUCAUCAAAGAGUAAUAAUCAAACGGAAGCCAAGGAUGAUGCCACUAAAAAAUGGACUCUGAAUCCGGAGGCAGCUGAAUUUGUUCCAAGAUUUGCUUCAAAUGUACCAACACAAUCCCCAGGUAUGGGAUCUUUUAAACCCAUGGGAUCAGGCAAUUCUGGAACCGGUUCAUCCAUGGCUGGUACAACAGGUCCUCCUUCCAGAGCUUCUAAAGCCUAUCAUAAUGGGAAUGAUUGGUCUGAGAAUGAUAAUGAAUUUGUUGAUCCGAUUAGGCGAGAAAGUGAUACUGAAGUUGAAGAUUACGUGGCUCUAAGUGAAUUGAAAGAAUUUAUUGACGCAAUAUCAUCUAAUCCAGCCCAGUAUGAUGCUGAAAUUAACUACAUCACGGAAGUCCUUAACAACUGGAUUACAGAGGAUCCUGACAUAAUUAUGCAGUGCAUUGUUAACACUAUUGUCGACCAGGGAAUUAUUGAUACAAAUUUUCGUUACAAUGGAGUUCGUCUGUGUGUCCACCUCAUUGCAAAUCUCAAAGCUAUUACCAGUAAAGGUUCAUUCAAAGAUAUACUUUUACAGAGAUGUCAGCGGGAAAUUUCAAGGCGUGAUUCGAUGGCCAAGGCAUCUGAUGGUGGACAAUAUUCUAGAGGUGUCGCUCUUUUUAUUGCUGAUUUAUCAACUCGUGUUGAUGAUCCAGACCUUGUCGAAGCCCUUCCAGAACUUAUCGAAACCCUAUUGUCUCAUACGACCACUGACAAUGUUAAAUGCGCAUGUAAUAUCUUAAAGCUCUGUGGUACCCACCUUGAAGAUUACCUUAAGAAGAAGAACAGCGACACAAUGGAUACUAUAUUCGACCGUCUCAAAGGAAUCAGUAGUCGUAGUCAAGUUUCCGAUUCUUUGAAAAAUGUAAUUAAUAAUGUUGUCGAGUUUAGGGCAAACAACUGGAAAACUCCAUCACUGCCUAGUAAUAUUGUUAACCCAUACGCAACAGGAGCUAACAACCCUUACAAUGACUACAAUCCACAAUCCAACAACCACCAUCAUUACCAGAAUUAUGGUCACAAUCCAAGGUCAGGAUCAAGCUAUGAUUUUGGUCCAUGUGGUGAUGAGGGUGAUCAAGAUGUUUGCGAUGCCUUCGAAGAAUUCCUUAGAGACUCAGGACAACUCCAAUAAAGAAUCAUAAAAACUACAUUUAACAAUUAACAACAAAAAAAACCAUGUCAACUGGGAAGUGCUGAAAAAAAAACAAUCUAACACCAUUUUCAUUUAUACAUAUAAAUCUACAUCAUCAUUUUGUGAUCAUGGUUUGGUCAGAAAACAAGAAAGUAUCAGAAUAAGACGAAAACAGUAUUUAAAGAGCACGAAAAACAAGAACCACGAUUAAUAAACAAAACCAAACCGAAUGAGAAAAAAUAACUAAACCACCAAACAACUAUGAAAACCAUAAACUCACUAAUAAUAUUCAACUUUUUCUCCUUCCCACCAUAUAAACCAUCUCUCUCUCUCCCUUUCCUUCUCUCUCAUCAUGAUUAUCAUUAUGAAAGAAACAAAAAACGCUUCCUGUAUCCAUAGAGCUCUAACUUUUGUCAAUAAAAAUGUAAUCUCAGGUGAACUGGGAUACUGAUAAAAGGA